CCGCCGCCCGCGAAAAGCCCACCUGCCGGGCGCGAUCGGCCGGCGCGCAAAGGGGGGCUCGUCGCCGUCCUCCUCCGGCGGCGUCCGGCCUCGGGCGCCCCCGCCCCACCGGCUCGGGAGUUGGGCCCUCGGCGCUGCCGCCGGCGCCCGGAGCCCGGGAGUGUCCCCGCAGGACGCAGCGGCGGGCGCGGCGCGGCGGGACCUCGCUAUGGCCGCGGCGCGCGCUCUGCUGCCGCUGUGGCUGGGCUGCCUGUGCGGGAGCCUGGCGCAGGGGCUGAGACGCCAGCAGCCCUUCCCGGAGCUCCGCGACGCUGUGCCCGGCCACCGCGCGGCAGGUGGCGGCCCAGACCCCCCGCUGCAGCCGCUCGACCCGCUGUCCGAGCACAUGCUGCGGCUCUACGACAGCUACAGCGGCGGCGCCAGCGCCGAGGCGGCGCGGACCCCCGGGUCCCCGGAGCCCGGCUCGCCGCCCUUGCGCCCCCAGCCCCGGCGCGAGGGCAACACGGUCCGCAGCUUCCGAGCCGGAGCGGCAGGAACCCUUGAAAACAAGGAACUGCAUGUUUUUAACCUGACUUCUCUAACCAAGUCUGAAAACGUUUUAUCUGCCACACUGUAUUUCUAUAUCGGAGAGCUAAUCAAUGCCACCCUGAGCUGCCCAGCCUCCCGAGGAUGCUCACACCACGCUCAGAGGAGGCACAUUCAGAUCAGUCUCUCCGCGUGGGUCCUCCAGCUGAGCAGAAACCAAAGUCAACUCCUGGGUCAUCUGUCAGUGGAUGUAGCCAAACCUCAUCGAGACAUGGCGUCCUGGCUGUCUAAAGACAUCACUCAACUUCUGAGGAAGGCCAAAGAAAACGAGGAGUUUCUCAUAGGAUUUAACAUUACUUCCAGGGGACACCAGCUGCCAAAGAAGGUGAUACCCUUUCCCGAGCCUUAUAUCUUGGUAUAUGCCAACGAUGCUGCCAUUUCUGAGCCAGAGAGUGUGGUAGCCAGCUUACAAGGACACAGGAAUUUCCCUGCUGGAGCUGUGCCCAAACUGGAUCGCCACCUUAGGGCUGCCCUUUCUACGGAAAGGCGGAGGAAGCGUUCUGCUGGGCUGCUGCUGCCUCUGCAGAACAACGAGCUUCCUGGGGCAGAGUAUCAGUACAAGGAGGAUGGGGUGUGGGAGGAACGAAAACCUUAUAAGACCCUGCAGACGCAGCCCCCUGAGAAGAGUAAGAACAAAAAGAAGCAGAGAAAGGGACCUCACCAGAAGAGCCAGACGCUCCAGUUUGAUGAACAGACCCUGAAAAAGGCAAGAAGAAGGCAGUGGAUCGAGCCUCGGAAUUGUGCCAGGCGGUACCUUAAGGUGGACUUUGCGGAUAUUGGCUGGAGUGAGUGGAUCAUCUCCCCCAAGUCCUUCGAUGCCUAUUACUGCUCCGGAGCCUGCCAGUUCCCCAUGCCAAAGUCUUUGAAGCCAUCAAAUCACGCCACCAUCCAGAGUAUAGUCAGAGCUGUGGGGGUUGUUCCUGGAAUUCCUGAGCCUUGCUGUGUGCCAGAGAAGAUGUCCUCACUCAGUAUCUUAUUCUUUGAUGAAAAUAAGAAUGUGGUCCUUAAAGUAUAUCCAAACAUGACGGUGGAGUCUUGUGCUUGCAGAUAACCUGGCAAAGAGCUCAUUUGGAAGCUUCCUUCAAUCAUUAGUUUAUUUUCAUGGACUUUUUUUUUCUUGCACUGCCAAUGCAUUUCAUUUCAAAAGAUUUUUUAAUAGUCAAAAGAGAAUGAGCAAGUAGACGGACGCUUUCUGCUAAGGAGACCUGGACUGUGUUUCUGAAUGUAACUAAAAGCAAGAUUUUAGUAAAUGUGGACGUCUCCUUUUUUUAAAAAAAAAAGUGCACAAGAAAAAUGAUGGCGCAGACUGUUUUUAGAACUGUUCAAGAACACACACUCAUCUAUUUUUGUAAAAUGGGCUUUGAAAUUAGGUUGAAAAAGGAACCAGGAGCUUAUCCUUUACCUCUGCUCCUGGAGACUAGAGUCACUUCCUCUUUAAAGUCGGCUUAUUGCCUU
Molecule: messenger RNA, 2040 nt
Organism: Sus scrofa (pig)
Lineage: Eukaryota; Metazoa; Chordata; Mammalia; Artiodactyla; Suidae
Gene: BMP3
Product: bone morphogenetic protein 3
Biological process (GO): osteoblast differentiation
Cellular component (GO): extracellular region
Molecular function (GO): cytokine activity; growth factor activity
Source: RefSeq, marked validated